This is a messenger RNA of Pseudogymnoascus verrucosus, 1291 nucleotides long. RefSeq lists its product as uncharacterized. The transcript has 3 exons. Bases 240 to 1232 code for a protein of 330 amino acids. Lineage: Eukaryota; Fungi; Ascomycota; Leotiomycetes; Thelebolales; Thelebolaceae. Gene Ontology annotation, molecular function: nitronate monooxygenase activity. The record is from RefSeq and is a predicted model, not a curated record.
GUGGGGGUUCUGGAAGAAAGAGACGCAGCUGACACAGCCGAGCGGAUCUUCGACAACCGAUGGGAUUUCUUCAAUAACCAUUCUGUUUCCUGUACAUUUAAGACGAGGAGUAGCGGAUAUCAGGACGUUCUCUCAUUGACAUAUAUUUUUUGUUUUUGCACUGCUUAGGUUCCUAGACUUUACAUCCCUACAACUAGACACAGAGACGCAUCGUCCGGAGCGACGAACAGACAGACACCAUGCCUUUCGAUACCAAGCUCACUCGUGCCCUGGGCAUCAGAGUCCCCGUUGUCCAAGGUGGCAUGCAAUGGGUCGGCUACGCUGAGAUGGCCGCCGCCGUCUCCAACGCCGGCGGUCUCGGCCUCCUCACAGCUCUCACGCAACCCACACCCGAAGACCUACGCAAAGAGAUCCGCCGCUGCAGGACCAUGACCAAAUACCCCUUCGGCGUGAACAUCACCCUCCUCCCCGCCAUGGUUCCCCCGGACUACGGCGCAUACGCCCAGGUCGUCAUCGACGAGGGCAUCAAGAUCGUCGAGACCGCCGGCAACAGCCCCGGUCCCGUCAUCAAGCAGCUCAAGGCCGUCGGCACCAUCAUCCUGCAUAAGUGCACCACCAUCCGCCACGCCGAGAGCGCCGUCAAGCUCGGCGUCGACUUCCUCUCCAUCGAUGGCUUCGAGUGCGCCGGCCACGUCGGCGAGAGCGAUCUCACCAACUUCAUCCUCCUGAGCCGCGCGCGCCAGACCCUGACGGUCCCGUUCAUCGCCUCUGGUGGAUUCGCCGACGGCUACGGCUUGGCUGCGGCGCUCAGCUUGGGCGCUGAGGGUAUCAACAUGGGUACCCGCUUCAUGAGCACCGUCGAGGCGCCCAUCCACAACAAUGUCAAGGAGCAGAUCUGCAAGGCGUCCGAGCACGACACCCAGCUUGUGCUGCGCAGAUGGAAGAACACCAGCAGACUGUACAAGAACAAGGCGGCUGUUGAGGCGUUCAAGAUUGAGUCGACCAGCACAACGGGCAAGUUUGAGGAGGUCGCACCGUGGGUGUCGGGUAAGAGGGGAAGACAGGUGUUCAUCAACGGUGAUGUUGAUUUCGGAGUGUGGACUGCCGGACAGGUGAUUGGUCUUAUUCAUGAUAUCCCUACGUGCGAGGUUCUGUUGAGGAGAAUCGAGAAAGAGGCGGAGGAGACGAUCAACAGGGCAUCGUCGCUGAUUGUUGCCAGCCCCAAGUUGUAGAGGGUUUGUAUAUGAUAGAUAUGAUUUAUUUACAGCCGAUAUAGAAGAGAUGUACAGCG